Messenger RNA from Camelina sativa (false flax), 287 nucleotides. RefSeq lists its product as uncharacterized. Lineage: Eukaryota; Viridiplantae; Streptophyta; Magnoliopsida; Brassicales; Brassicaceae. The record is from RefSeq and is a predicted model, not a curated record.
AUGUCUAUCGUGGUCUCUCUUGGCACAACGCUCAAUCUAAGCUGGAGUUAGAGCAAUCUGAAGAACAACCCGAAUGAUCCAAAGUCAGUUGCUAUCUAUCUUUCAAACAGCAGAUGCUUCCUUGAACCUUUGCUGUGCGUGUUGUUUCUUUCAUACAAUUACUAUAUCUUUGUUUCGAUUAUAGGAGCAAUUAAAUAAAUGGAUUUUUUUGGUUAAUACCAUCGCUGAAUUUGUAAUGUGAUUCCAAAAGUUCCAUAACAUAAAUUGAACCAACUUUUCGUACAAUA